Messenger RNA from Ctenopharyngodon idella (grass carp), 1914 nucleotides. RefSeq names its product SEBOX homeobox (gene sebox). The record is from RefSeq and is a predicted model, not a curated record. Bases 161 to 1102 code for a protein of 313 amino acids. Gene Ontology annotation, molecular function: DNA binding. Lineage: Eukaryota; Metazoa; Chordata; Actinopteri; Cypriniformes; Xenocyprididae. The transcript has 3 exons.
UGUGCCUAUACGACACCUUGAAGGGCGACAGGAGCGUGUGGGUGUGAAAAGGAGCGAGUAUAAAGUAGGAGGGUUUAAAUGCGCUGUGAAACAUUUCAUCGUUGGACGCGGGCAGGACUGGAACCUCAGACCACUCAACUUUUCUUGUGCACACUGGACUAUGGCAUUGUUUUUUGACCAGUCGUUCGAUUUAGUUCAAAAAAUAACCGUGGACACGGAAAGAGAUUUUAUUUUCAACACAAACAUGGUCCAGUUUACAGACGUAACAACCAAGCAUACGCUGUCUUCUCCUGAACUCGAAAGAACUUACCACGCUGAGGGGCAGAGGAAAAGGAAGAGGACGAUUUUCAGCCGCGCGCAACUGUCAGAACUGGAGCGCGCUUUCAUGAUUACGCCAUAUCCAGACAUCACGCUGCGCGAGAGACUGGCUGCGCUCACUCUGCUCCCAGAAAGCAAAAUUCAGGUGUGGUUCCAAAACAGACGGGCUCGCAGUAUGAAAAGCAAGAAGCUGACCACACCAGUAAGGAGGAGUUCAGGCAGGGAAGUGAGCUCUGGCUGUAUACCUGUAGCGUCCUUUCCAUCAACCAAUCUUGAUUUAAACCCAGAACAAAAUUCUGGCGUCCAAGAACAAGUAACAGAGGCCAACAGAGGCCCGCGUCACCAUCAGCAAAGCCUUAGACAAGCUCUGAGUCCCUGGUCCCAAAAUCUUCCACCGCCACCCUCUAUUUCCCCAGACCUGCCUGGAGUUCUGCAGUGGGGGAACAGACACCCUGAAACACCUGGAGCGUCAUCUUUCUCCAAUUGUCCAUCAGACAGGUUGGCUCAAUAUUCGUUCCAAAACCAGCCGAACGGUCUCUGGCAGAUUAACUGCUUUACAGCUCACCCUGAAGGUUUCUCUGGACAUCAGCUGAAAUCUUACUGUACUGCCAAUCAGGGCUUAUAUUCUUCCAUGUCUGUGGACCAUGUGAUUCCUACACAUCAAACCAGUUUGGAUGGAGCAUUACAAAGACAGGCUUUGACACACUACCCUCAGACCUCACUGGGAGAUAUUUCUGACCUCAUAUAUAAAGCAGCUGUAGUCACCAAUCUGGAGGACUGCUAAACUGUAUAUUUCAUGUAUUGUUACAUAAACACUAUUGUAAAAUACUGUCUCUGGUGAACUGAUGUCAGUUGUAUGUCUCAAAUGUGCUAAUGGUACUUAUUUUAAUAUGUGCGAAUGGAACAUGUUUCCUCUUCUUUUCUUUUUUCUUUUUUUUUUUUGUUGCUAUUUUGCACAACUGCAGAUGUGAAGAGCUAGUUUAGGAUUGUCCAGGAUUCCCGUGUCAGUUUGAAUUAAUGCAAAAUAUUUUGAUUUCGAACAAAUUUAAAUAAUGUUUUCAGUAUGUUUCUGUGUGGUGUCCUCUGUAUUCUCUUUAUCAAGAUGUUCACAUUGUGUGUAUUAAUAUUUAUAUAAAUAAAUCACUUGUCUAUUUAUUUACGUUCACCUUUAACAAAUUAAUAGGUAUCUGUGCCAUAAAACAGUUGUGACAAUAUUAAUUCUUCACAGGUAAGCAUCUCCUUUGUUUGCAAAACUUGUAACAAAUAUUAGGAUAUUGUUGCAUUAAUCUAGCAUGUACUAAUAUACGAAUCAAUCUCGACUAAUCUUUUGUUCAUGACAUCUAAGGCAUUGUGGGUUUUUAUAUAAUCUUAAAAAUAAGACAACCACAUCCACCUCGCCAGAACAAAAACAAAACCUGGGAAUAAACAAUAAAUGUAAAAAACAAAAUCAUAAACAAUAACAUUUAAAAAAAAAUUAAAUACCUCAGGGCUCAUGUUUUAUCAGCUUAUGGGUCUUAGAUUACAUUUGGAUUUGAAGAUCCAAACAGUAUAUUACUAUCGAAGUAAUUAUAGAGAAAAUAUCAUGGACCUCCCAGG